AGUUAAGUGAAAAUAAAAGCAAUUUUCAAUAAAUUUAAGCCAAAAAAGCUCGAAUUUGUGGCGUAAGCAAUCUUGUUUAUGAUAUUCAGGAAUGGAAGUGGAUUUACUGCGCCCAGGAACAGUUCCUAUAGCUCCAGAGACUAUAUUGUGGUUUGAAUUCUUAUUGGCACCAAACUUGCUCUUACAACAUUUGGAGAAACCUUAUGCAGACCCUCCUCCAUCUGAACUGAUCACUAAAUUCUAUGAUGUCAUUUCUGAGACACUCAGGAUCAAUCCUGAGUCUGAAACUGCUGAGAUCAUUGAUGUAGAAACCAAUAAUGGGAAGUUGAAACCUCCAGCAAAAACAGUGGCUUUGAAAAUACUAGCUCUCAAAGUUGGAGCAUAUCUCAAAUGGAAUCUAGUACAAAUAAGACGUUUGCCAUUUAAAACCCAAAUCAAUCUAUUACAAGACUUGAUGUAUUUCACAAAUGAUAAGAAAACUGUUGAAAUACCAAAUGUUGAAGAAGAAGAUGUGAACACUGCCUCCCCACCUUAUUUAUUUGCAUUACUCUUGUUUCACCGCUGGCUACUGAAUACCUCAAUGCACAGAAUAACUUCACAUUGGCAAACAAGAUAUGGAAUAAAUGACAUAUCAAUAGCUGAUGAAUCAAUAAUCUGUUGUCCAGAGAAUAUAAACAAAACUGUCAACUUCCUUACAGAUUCUCUUGAAUGGGAAAACAUCCCUAGUCUGCUAACCUUUGAUUGUUUCAAGCUACCAACAGAAUCUAAUGAUUGCAUAGAAUUUGAUUGGUUGAAGAGUGAACCUUUGUCCAAAACUGAAUUUUCUGCCCAAAUCAACUAUGAUUUGGGUGUAUUCUUCUUUUAUCGGGAAGAAUAUGAUUUGGCCAAAAAGCAUUUUUCAAAUUGCUCUCAGUUGUUUAAAAAUAUACCCAACAUCCAUGGCUUUUAUGAUGUUGAGAAAGAAAUUCUAGAUGUUUAUAUUAGAGCAUGUCAUGGCUCUGCUGAUAAUCAGAAGGCUAGUUUGCUGGAACAAUUGAAUUGUUCAAUUGUUAAUCAGUACAUGGGAAUUACUUCAAUUUUACAACAAGAUAAUAUAUGCAAAGAAAUUCCUCUGAUGCAUAGACUUAAUUUAGAGCUGGAUAUACAGGGUGCUAUAUCAAGUGGGGCAUUCACAGUAGCCAGGGAUCUGCUGCAAAAAAUAAAGGCAUUAAAUAUAGUCAGAUGUGUUCUUGAUAGAAAACCAUUGUACCAGUAUUCCAUCUCCAGUUUUAAAAAUGCAGAUGUCAUUUUAGGGGCAAUACAUAGUACAUGGAAGUUAUGCUCUCAAACAGACAAACAAAUUUUGAAAAAUUAUUUGAUAGAAUUGCUGGUGAGCGAUUCUAUACCUGAUUUGAAGGAGAAACUUGGUUCAAAUGAAGAGCUUUAUGCCAUUUUUGAUAAACAUGAUUUGAGCUAUAUUUCUGGAGCUGAAAAUCAUGUUGAAAUCCCAGAUUCUUUGAUGAAGUCUGAAGUGUUUCCAGAUAUAAGUAAAAAGAGGAAACCGAAAAUGGAGUUGAGGCAGCUAGAAAAACGCCUAAUUUUAACCAAUGAUCAUAAAGAAAUCAGAGAACUGCUGGUUAAAAUUGCAAUGACCAAUUUGGGGACAACAGUUUGGACUAUAAACCCCCAAUGGGAAUUACCAAUUCCUCUACAGAGUGUACUCAAAUCACUACCAAGAGGAUUCCUCCAGGAUUUUGCUUAUGUAACACUAGCCAAGUCAAAAGAACAGCUAUUGAACAGGAACUUCAACUUAUCUCUAGAAUAUCUCAUUAUUUUGGAAAAGGAGUUGAGAACGGCGACUUGCAAUGUCAUGAAACUGUUUCAACUGGUUAGUUGGGAGAUUUUGCUUGUGCAAAUAGCCCAAAUGUACACAAAUCCAGUUGAUAAAAAUGGAUUGGCUGACGCCUGCGAGGUUUGCUUACAGACCAACGAUUUGGUGAUUCCCAGGACAGAGAUACUCGAGCAAUGCGCCAUAUGCCUGCUGAAUUUGGGUCGUUGGGAAUUUUUGAUCACCCUGGAGAAGAGGUGGGCCACCUUCGAAAUAACAUCGGCCAUCGCCUUGGCCUGUCAGGAAAUCGUCAAACAUAAAGGAACGAAAAAAUUGUCGAAAAAUCUUUGGGAUCUAGUACUACCAAUUUCCGCAUCUCAUCUGCCCCAAUCCAAACGUAACAAUCCUGCUUUCAACGACAUGUCAAACUUGAGGAGCAACCUUCUGUCGGUGUUCUUCAAGCUCAAGGACUCUUUGUGCCUGGCCGUGGUCAUAUCUCUUUUAACGAAACUGUUCAACAUUCUCAAGGACGAGAGCAGCCUGGAAGUCCAGAUGGAGUACAUGAAUCUGUGGCCUGCCGUUGUAACAAAUGCAAAUUCUUACAAUGCCAUAGCUGCUUGCGAUCUUUUGUCCGAAAUGGUGCUGUACGGUUUGAAAGAGUACCCCACAAAUGUUUCUUGGAUGAGACUGAUGGCAGACCUCAAUUUUGCUAACGGUCACUACCGAGUGUCGCUGAGCUACUACUUGAAAACCCUGCUGAUCGUCCACGACUACUUCAACGUGCCCAUCCGCAACGACGAUCACGUGUUCAGGCGGAUGAUCAAGUGCUGCACUGUACUCGGUUCACACACGCAAGCAGCCGUCCUGUGCCAGUUCCUGGAAGAGACAGACUACACGUUGGCCUUCCGCAUCCUUUCCGAGCAGAAGAACUGCACGGACGCAGUCGACGCCUACUACCACUGCUUCUGGGACAUCAGCAUCCUGGAGUACCUGAUCCACACGCACCACAAGAAGGGGGAGUACCAACGGAGGAAGUGCGCCAUACAGGUGAUGGGCAUGCUGGAGUUGAAUUCCAGCAACAACGAGGAGAUACAGAGGGAGGCCUGUAAUUUGAGGAAGAGUACGUUUCUGAGGGGGCUUUGUAAGCAGUAUGUGUUCUGACUGAGUUAUAAGUAAAUUAUAAUUUUU
This is a messenger RNA of Phaedon cochleariae (mustard beetle), 2995 nucleotides long. NCBI's taxonomy places the organism in Eukaryota, Metazoa, Arthropoda, Insecta, Coleoptera, Chrysomelidae. The record is from the annotation of a GenBank genome assembly.